Bombus huntii is the source of this 639-nucleotide messenger RNA. It is a transcript of the gene Csp, whose product is annotated as dnaJ homolog subfamily C member 5. Gene Ontology annotation, cellular component: type Is terminal bouton. NCBI's taxonomy places the organism in Eukaryota, Metazoa, Arthropoda, Insecta, Hymenoptera, Apidae. Gene Ontology annotation, biological process: regulation of neuromuscular synaptic transmission. Bases 1 to 639 code for a protein of 212 amino acids. The record is from RefSeq and is a predicted model, not a curated record. The transcript has 5 exons.
AUGGAUAAAAGAAAGAUGUCGACAGCAGGAGAUUCCCUGUAUCAAAUAUUAGAAAUUCCAAAAACUGCCACUCCUGAAGAAAUUAAAAGGACUUAUAGAAAGUUAGCAUUAAAAUAUCAUCCUGAUAAAAAUCCAAAUAAUCCAGAAGCGGCAGAUAAGUUUAAAGAAAUAAAUAGAGCACAUGCUAUAUUAACAGAUUUAACUAAGAGAAAUAUAUAUGAUAAUUAUGGAUCUCUUGGAUUAUAUGUCGCGGAACAAUUUGGUGAAGAAAAUGUUAAUGCAUAUUUUGUAGUUACUUCUGGUUGGUGCAAAGCACUCUUCAUAUUUUGUAGUCUGAUAACUGCAUGUUAUUGCUGUUGUUGCUGCUGUUGUUGUUGCAACUUUUGCUGUGGCAAAUUUAAGCCAACACCACCAGAAGAUAGUGGAGAAUACCACAAUUUACAGGAAGAGGAGAGUGAUGACGAUGCGAUUACAGCACAGCCACAGGGUGGUCCGCAAAAUAAUUCGACGAAUCAACAACCCAUUUUCGCCAUGCCUCCACCAGCCAUGAGCCAACCGAUCACUACCGUCGAUGAGAAUACAAAUUUGAACAGGGGUGCUGAAAGAGUUAUUUACACAACUGGUAUUACAAGUACUUAA